Rotaria socialis is the source of this 444-nucleotide messenger RNA. Lineage: Eukaryota; Metazoa; Rotifera; Eurotatoria; Philodinida; Philodinidae. The record is from the annotation of a GenBank genome assembly.
AUGGCCGAACAAUUUCAGAAUAUCGAUUCUAUACAACAAGAUCCACCGGCUCCGCUAUCGGUUCAAGAUCUUAAUGAUAGACGAUUGCGACCACAACUAAAGAGUAAUACAAAGAGAGUUCCACUGCGCGUACAAGAAUCAAAAACUCCAAAAAAUGCUGUUCGAUUGAGACCCAUUGAAAUUCCCAUUCAUUUUAAAUGGGCAUUAAUUCUUACCAUAUUCUGUUUUUUUAUUCUUGGGCCAUGUUGGGCACUUUAUAAGACAUUCACAUUGCGUCGAAUGAUUCAACAACGUGAAUUAGAUGCUGCUGAACGUCUAUCGAAUAGAAUGUCGUCGGUUCUUAUUGUUUCAACUAUACUCGGAAUUUUUGCAUGGGUUGUACUUCUAUUUUGUUCAGUUGGUCUAUUAAUCACUGGAGAAUUGCUAUCUGCUCAACUUAUAUAG